Messenger RNA from Pleurotus ostreatus (oyster mushroom), 2439 nucleotides. RefSeq lists its product as uncharacterized. Lineage: Eukaryota; Fungi; Basidiomycota; Agaricomycetes; Agaricales; Pleurotaceae. The transcript is spliced from 14 exons. Bases 1 to 2439 code for a protein of 812 amino acids. The record is from RefSeq and is a predicted model, not a curated record.
AUGAAUUUCAGCAGCCAGGACGCGUUCGACAAUGUGACCGUCGAGUCCCUCCUCACGCUCGCCGGGGUCAUCGAUGGCGACAAGAUCGCGCCGGAAGGACUAGAGUACAGGAUCCUACAGGCCCAACUGGGCUACCUCCAGCGCAAACCACGCGCAGAGCAGACAAAAGUCCACAGUGAGGUCGCUGCGAAGCACCUACCAGCUCUGGCUGACAAGUUCAGAAACGAAACUGGCGCACUCAACCCCGUGAUGACACUACUGAACGUGAUUUCACCCUACUUUGUUCGUUUUCUCAAGACACCAGGUGGACGAGGUAUCGCGGCUUUACAGACCAAACGCACGGCCGAAGAUGCCGCUGAUAUCGAGAAGAUGGACGUCGACAGGGUCGGCGAAGUCGGACAGUUUCUAGCGACUAUCUUGCUACUGCAGGGUACUUCCGAUGUAGACGAAGCAGAUAAACGGGCUCUCAUACCCAAGCUGAAAGCAUGGGAGAGAUCUUUCCGCGGCCGACUCGCUUCGGAGACCAGUGGGCGGUGCAUCGCGAUAUUGGCAGAUGACCCUGGUAUGCGUGGAGCCAUGGCCCAUGUCAAGAAGAUGCUCGAAGGACAACUGCACCAGUGCGGUGGGUCAGGUUGCAGUCUUACUUCUCGGCCAACCGGAGGGGAUCUGCUCCAAUGUUCAAGGUGCAAAUCAGCUGUCUACCCGGGAACACCAAAAGCAAGCAUGGCCUUCGCACAAGCCGUCUUGCUUCCAAGCUGCGUUCUGAUGAGGUCCUUCUGUGGGCGAAACGUAAUCCCACCGCCUAGCGCGGGGCGCGCUGCACCGCACCACCAGACCCCGCUUCCAGCUGCAAUGGAUUCCUACCCCGAACCGCUCGAGCAGGCCUUCCAAAGAGUGGAAGCAGAGGCUGAACGACGUGCUCAAGAAGAGCUGGCGGCCGCAAAGCGAAAUACCGGUGCACCUGCAGCAGCUUUUGCUACUGAAGUACGACGGCGUGGAAGCAUCUCGUUUUCGAAGCUUGGCGAGCUCGCGGCGGCAGGUCUGAAUAGCGGUCCUCCAAUGUCAGUAAUCCCCGCCUCGAAAGCCGGCUUCUACGAGGAUCAGCUGAACCGUAGCUUCGACUCUUUCAGCUCAGCGCAUUUGGGUCAGGAUGCCGAUACGGAAGAAGACAACGGCAUUACGCAGCUGCACAUUAUGGGCGGGCGGCAGUCUAUGUCUAUCGCCAAGGUUGUCGGCAAUUUACUUCCACGGAAACUGAGCAGGGCCAGUGAGGCGAAUACGAUCACCAAUGUGGUGAUCGGGGUUUCGGUUGAAGAAGCAGCCAUAUUAGAGAGUCAAGACCUACAACCAGUCGCUGGCGCCGUGGUAUCUGGUCCCAUUGGCCCUAGAGGCCAGAAACUUGGGUCGGCGGAGUCCUCGUUGCCUGGGCGCUGGGUGGGGCGCUUCUCAGACUACCGCAGACCCCCGGCGAAACAAAAGCAGACAACCGAAGAUCCUGCAAAUCUCGAUAUAAAAUGCAAGCUAGACCGAUCGUGUGGUGCCGUGGCCAGUCGAUUUUGCCUCAAAACCCUUCUCGGCCGUAGCUUCCAGCAAUCUCUCCUCCCCCCAGCCUUAUCACCCUCAUACCUCAUAUCCGCCCAUCGUGCCAUGAUUGAGGUAGCGCGAGGCGAGUAUAUAGCAUCGACCAGCAACCUUGCUCAUUUGCAAUCGCAAAUACCAGAGCCUAUACAUUCCUCUCAGUUUCAGAUGUAUAGCGAUGUUCUUACCCCAGCCGAUAUCCUCUUCCUCAACUCCCUCGAAUUCGCGUCGCCUGAUUUCAAGCAACCGCUACCAUACGAUGUCGGUACUUCCCUCGACGAACAGAGUGUUUGGGAAGACGAACAUCCGCGGGGUACCCUUGCUGGAUCGUUGGAUCCAACGAUGCUUGAUAUCGGGUUCGACUGCUCGUGCCUCGACAACCUUGAUGAGAAGCUGCUCGUGAGCCCCAUUGAGUCCUUUGCCGACACCUGCUGGGCCUCCGCCGUUCACGACGACCCCUUGCCCCGAUCGCCGCGACGCCACUAUCCCCAAAUCCACACCAACCUAGGCCUUAUUCAUUCGCUAAGCGACUCGGAUUCAGACGACGAGACAUGUCAUGACACUCCUAUCUCUCCUUAUGGUAAAUUUGGAGAUAUUUCGGGCAUAUUUGUACCGACACACACCCACGAUAUGUCUAAAGACCGUGCCUCACACCUUCCUGGCGAUUAUUACGACGACGGCGAAAAGUCGCUUAUAUGGACGCAGCCGCACUUCACUACGUCGGAUCCAAAGCAAUCGAUUGGGUUCUUCCCCAUCCCGGCUUCCACAGCCUCGCGACGCAAUGCACCUAGGAGACCCGGAACGAGGGGGAUAGAGCGCAUUAUGACCAUAUGCACAAACUUGAUAAGGCUACCUUCAUAG